UCGUCACAGAGUUGUUAUGACGACCAGAGUAAAUACAUGACAGCAAAACGGAGACCCGAGUCCGUGUGGACACAACUGUGGGGAGGAGGGGUUGUGUUCCAUUUAACCACUUGGCAAAGGGACUUGGAGCUGCUAUCAAGGCGCCCUCUGGUGGCGAAAAUGACUUGAUCGAAAACAAUGAUCUACACAAGGGGCCUCUCUUGUAAUGAGGUCAACUGUUUUUUUUCUGUGGGGCUUCAUUGUUGUUGCAGACAAGAUCAAUUGUUCUCAAACUGUGGGGCAAGUACCACUGGGGGUAAAUUCUGCUACAGGCCUUUUCAAGAAGAACUGAUUUAUCCAACUAGUUUUUAAAAGUACAUUUAUAAACAGAACAAUUUCCCCAUAUUUGCUCCACAAUUAACAGCUGGACUUGUCCCAAAUAAACUGGGAAAAACUCAUAAGAGCAGUAUGAAGCCCUAGUAAUAAAGCUAUUUAAAGGUGCUCUGUGUAGAUGGAGGGACUGCUACUUGCUUGUCUCCAUGGUGAUGUUAUUUCUUUGCCUGGAAUUACCACAGUAGGGCAUUAAACAUAUCUGCCUUGUUAUUUACUGAAUUGCAGGUGACUGAAUAGUAACCUUUCUCCACUGUAAUUACCAACUUCAAUUUCCAUACUGUUGAAUAAUCAUAGAAAAACAGAAAUAUCUUCAUGGAGAAAAGGAGUAUUGAUGGACCCUCCCCCAGAAAAGUUACACAGUGCCCCUUUUUAAGCUAAAUAAAUGAAUGACAGUUGAAGUUGAAUUACAUUUUAGUUUGGUUUAAUUGUGCUCUGUUUGGGUUUUCAGUUGCAAGUCCUAAUUCCAAUAAUAAUUUACAUUCUUAACUUCUUUCUCUUACCAAAAUAUAAAAACAAAUAAACAUUUGAACUCCUAAUAUUUUAAUAAUGGAUUUCAGUGAUGGCAAUUUUGAAAGGGUAAAUUGGUGCUUAUAAAAGUCAUAAUUUAACAUAAUAGAAUGGAAAACAUAAUAACGUGCUUGGAUAAUUACCCGGGUAAAUUACUGAUAUUGCAUUCUGUUUAUUGUUGACAAAAUAAAUGUAACAUGAUUAGGCUUUAAUAAUAUGACUCAGAGAAGUAAUACUUAACAAUACUUAAACACUUUCCCCUAAGGAUUUCCAGCUCUAUCUAUAGCCGCCUUCUCCUUCCAACAGUGGAAGGACCAAAGUGACAAAAACCCUUUGACGUGAGUAAACUUCUGCUUCGUUUCCAUUGGCCGAAGCUGAUCCCAUUCAUUCAGAUGUUGCCAGGGAGAGACACCCCGGCCCUGAACCCUCACAGCGCCCUAACACUCCUUCUUCUGGUAUUUUCCUAAUUCCCUUAGGAACGUAUGGACCCCGGUCAUCUUUAUUUGGGACAGCAGAUGUGUGACAGCCGGAAGCAUGCAGCUGUGGAUGUGGGCCUGUUGCCGCAGUAACAAGACAAGACAACCUGCUGUCAACUACACCUGAACCUGGCACAGAAGAAUCUACUGGUCACUUAAGUGAGAUGGCGAUGCCCAGGAUGUUCAACUCCAACUUCAUAGCGACAGAAGACUCCGACCUCUCUUUACCGGGGAGGAGGGACAAUCGGGGCUGUGAGGAGGAGAAGGGGUCUCAAGUCCAAGCCAUUUCUCCACAUCUGAAGAGAGUCAUGCUACAGGGCACAGCUAAACAUGUGGAGGGUCCCAGGGCGUUUGAGGAGAAUCCUGAUGUCUCCAUAGUAGCACAGGCAGAGCGUGAAGACUUCCAGGAGUUUAGCCCGACCCCUAAUGCACAACUGCCUUACUUAAGAUCCCAGCUGCUUAGAAAACACAGAUCCGUUGCCAAGGGAGCUGUUCUUCUCAGUGACACAGAUGAAGAGGAUUCGACAGCCCAGCCUCAUCACCUCCAAAGGAAACAGCGCAGAAAAAGCCGUGGCAGAGCCAAUGCAGAGGAUGGCCAGGAGCGCCCAAUCAUCCAGGGCCUGUGGGUGCAAGAAAUCGAUUGGCUCCGGUCUUCCAGCAAAGAGAUGACCUCAUGUGACAUCAUCCCACCCCCUCCUCAGUUCACGGACUCUUACAAUGGAAAACUUUCACCCUUAUGUUCCAGCUGUGAAGACAAAUUAAAAGCUAUAUCCAUAUCAGAGGACCAAUACAGAUUAACAGAUACAAGUUUAGACAGGGGGGACUCGGAUUGGGAUUACGAGCAGGACUCUGAAUCCAAUAAUGAAAGUGACUCAUCUUACUGUGUGGAAGAUUGUAAACAUUGCAAUGCUGGCCUGCAGGGAAUGCCGGACCACACCUCCAAUGUGAACUUUGGCGCAGAUGAUAUGGAUAAAAUGGAUGGAGUUUUGGAGGAGCUCAGAGGGAGGGUGACUCACAUGCCAAAGAUGUUUGCCAUGGUUUACUUUGAAGAUGUGAUGAGGCAAAGUCUCCGAGAGUGGAACUCCAAAAGUGCUGUCAACGAAGGACUUCUAUUUCAUAAUGCAUUGCAGCCAAGGAGCUUCCAGUACAGGGAGGGACGUGAGUAUUGUGUUCUCCAUCACAUCCAGAAUGGGUCCUAUGGUGACGUCUUCUCCAUUCAGGACAAAAGGACUGGAUUUUCAUGUGCAGCCAAGAGGAUCCCUAUCAGUCGUUUUAGCAGUGAGGAGGUUAACACAUGGAGUGCCCAGGACUCCCCUCGCAUUGUAGAGCUGUUUGGGGCAGUGAGGGAGGGGCCACACAUUGUACUGUUCAUGGACUUAAAACCAGCUUGUUUAGGUACACUUUUGAAGGAGAUGAACUCACUGCCUGAAGAUUUGGCCCUGCAUUACCUGCUACAAACACUAGAGGCGCUGGAACACCUUCACAGUAUCAGAGUGCUACACCUGGAUGUCAAAGUUGACAACGUGCUGUUGUCUGCGGACUGCACACACACAUUCCUCUGUGACUUUGGGCUCUCUGAAACAUUAGAUGACAAUGGAUGGAGCACCAAGGCAUUCAGGGGCUCUGCUUUCCCAGGCACUGAGACGCAUAUGGCUCCCGAGGUUGCCCAGGGAGACCAGCUCUGCGCCAAAGCAGAUGUUUGGAGCAGCUGCUGUAUGUUGCUGCACAUGCUCAAUGGGUGUCAGCCCUGGAUCCGCUACUAUUCCCACCCACUGUGCUUACAGAUUGCCAAUGAGCCUCCGCCUCUGUGGGAAGUACCAUCCAACUGCAAUAACUUCACAGCCAAAGUGUUCAGGGCUGGGCUGAAGAAGGAUCCCGAUAAACGAUCAUCUGCAAAGUCUCUUCGCAAGAAAACCACCAAGGCCUUAAGAGCAGUUGGAGGCUUGAGUCCCUGGUCUAUUAAAAUUGCCUGUGAAAAGCUGUACUCUUCCAAGAAGCCAAACAAUGACAAUCCAAGCUCUCUGUUGCCCGAAUGCCCCUGCCCUUCCAGGAAAUCCAGAGCUCCUUUAUCUCCCACAAUGCACUGGGUUAGCCCUUGGAGAGAGGUUGCAGCUGAUGAGGACAGUGAUGGCAGCCACUGGGAGACAACCUCAGAACAAGACUGUGACGUUGAACCAAAAUCCUUAAUUAAUGCAGAUGAAAAUGACUGGGAUACAGGGUCAGAGUCCUCUGAAGUGGAUAUUUACAUGGGAGAGGAGGAAUACACACAGGAGAAAUGGUUAAAAUUUGACAGAGACUAUGAAGGAGAUUGGGAGGAGGAUGGAGAGGUAGAGGAGGAAGAGGAUGAAGAGUUGUCCACAGAAAACUUUCGUGAUCUCAAAGAUGUCUUCCCUGUACUGCAAAAAGGACAGACUCAAGAUGAUUGGUGGGGAUCUGAAGAAGAGCUGGAGUACCUUAGAGAUGGUGUUUCUUUGGGGAACACAGUACAGCCUCCCUCUCCUGAGCCCAGAGAUGACCCUCCAUCUUGCUUUAGCUGCUCGGACUCCUCACAGAUAGAUGCUUCGGACAAUGACUCUGAUCGUUCAUCUGAUGACCUCAGUUCUGGAGUCUUUUCUUCUUGUAACAGCCAGGCAGAUGGGUACCUGCAAUGGACAGCUUCACCUCACCAGCCCUCAUCGUAUUGUUUCGAAGGUGUUGACAUCUGGAUUGAGGAUAUCCAAGGACAGUGUCUGAGGAUUCGUGAACAGCGCCAGGUCAAAGUCGGCCAUGUUGCAAUUGGAAUAAGUAAUCAGAUUUCAGAGGAGGCCUUCACUUUGGUGACACUGGACAGGAAAUUAGUUUCAUUUGAACAAGAGAUCAAAGCAUCAGGUUUAUGGCUGCGCUGUGUCCCUGCCCCCAACAGAUGCCAGCGCUGGAACUGGCGGGUCAAACAUGGAAAACUUGAACUACGGGAAUGAAAAUGUGUACAUAUUGUUCUGUGUUGUUUGCACAGUUGUGUGCAAUAUAAUCUGUUAUACAGGCACCUUAUUAAAAAAAACAAACAAAGAAAAAAAAACCUAACUAAAUGGCCAGUUUCUUAGUAGAAUAUUCCAUUCAUAUUUUUGUAAUAAACUGUUUAAAAUACAAAUCUACAGUUUCCAUCCUUUUUCCUCUGACAAAAUGAAAUGUUUUAAUUCGUGAAAAAGAAAAAGCAGGAAAAACAAACUAAGUAUUCCAUAAAACAGUGUAGUAGCAUAUUGCCCCAUUUUAACACCACUUUAAUAACCAUGUCAUUUCAUUCAACGAAAAGGGCCAAAAGGCACAUGUGACUUAUCACAUGUUCAACUGAAAGACCUUAUGACACAUCAUAUCACAUGAUUAACAACAUAGAUCUAAAUAAGGAUUUUAGGAAUGUCACCGUUUCAUGGCAUGGUAUAUAAUCUGCGGUAUCCACAUAAUUUUGAUGGUACCCAGGCUGAAUAGUCUCAAAUUGUCAUAGUUGUGAAGGCUACUUAUGUUAAAACAAGUUCUAAAAGUUGCAAUUCCAGAUCUGAUCUUAAUAUGACAAGCUCAGGCCCUUCACUCUCAACGUUUUAUGGUCCCCAAUUAAAAUCUUUGGACGCCUGUAGGGUAUUUAUUUUAUUGGCAGUGAGUCUUUGCCCCACAGCACCACCGUUAAGAGCAAUUACUAGUUUAUUCGUCAGGUUUCUCUUUUGUUUGAAUGCUUGAUACUGGCAACUUCACAGUUGU
Boleophthalmus pectinirostris (great blue-spotted mudskipper) is the source of this 5084-nucleotide messenger RNA. It is a transcript of the gene map3k14b, whose product is annotated as mitogen-activated protein kinase kinase kinase 14. The transcript is spliced from 17 exons. Gene Ontology annotation, biological process: protein phosphorylation; positive regulation of canonical NF-kappaB signal transduction. Gene Ontology annotation, molecular function: protein kinase activity; ATP binding. Lineage: Eukaryota; Metazoa; Chordata; Actinopteri; Gobiiformes; Gobiidae. The record is from RefSeq and is a predicted model, not a curated record. Bases 1520 to 4312 code for a protein of 930 amino acids.